AUGGCCAACUUUAAAGUCCCGCCAGCCACCGUCCAAGCCGCAAUCCAACUCAUCUCAACAGGCCAGUUGCCAAGAGACGCCCGGUCGCACCGUGUUACGGAAGAAAUAGCCGCGGGUCAGAAGGCUCGGACUGCCGUGCGCAUUUGGGCGGGCGCGCGGGUGCGCGCAGGCAGUCCGUAG
Penicillium riverlandense is the source of this 180-nucleotide messenger RNA. RefSeq lists its product as uncharacterized. The record is from RefSeq and is a predicted model, not a curated record. The transcript has 2 exons. The coding region runs from base 1 to 180 and encodes 59 amino acids. NCBI's taxonomy places the organism in Eukaryota, Fungi, Ascomycota, Eurotiomycetes, Eurotiales, Aspergillaceae.